Molecule: messenger RNA, 477 nt
Organism: Gossypium raimondii (Peruvian cotton)
Lineage: Eukaryota; Viridiplantae; Streptophyta; Magnoliopsida; Malvales; Malvaceae
Product: RING-H2 finger protein ATL10-like
Exons: 3
Coding region: 1-477 (158 amino acids)
Biological process (GO): protein ubiquitination
Molecular function (GO): transferase activity
Source: RefSeq, a predicted model, not a curated record
AUGGAAGGGACACAAGAAACGACAAAGACAGUUUUUCCAUCAUCAACUACUUGCACCAUCGUUUCCUGUCUUGGGUUGUUUUGUGUUUCCAAGUGUGGAAUCAGAGGCUCAAGUUCUGUUGCUGCUGAUUCUGGUGUGAUCCCUUCGGCCAAGUCAGGAGUCGAGGAAAAUACCUUAAAUGCCUUCCCUAUUGUAAAAUACGCAAGCGAGUUGAAACUGCCGAGCCUUGACACCGCUUGUGCUAUAUGCUUGUCCAAGUUCACUGCUGGGGAGCAUCUUCGGAUUUUGCCGAAGUGCAACCAUGGAUUUCAUACUCCAUCCAGGCAGAGUCCCUCCCGCUGUGUUAAGCUUUGGCCUGCAAUGCAACAGGAGACCAGCUGCAGUUCAGCACAACACCAGCAGCAACACUGCUUGAAGUGCAGCAUUGAAGCUGAACCAAAUGCAGCAAUCGGUUUUGAUCAUUUUGUUCCUAUGUAA